AUGUUUGUUGAAGUAUCAUUCGUAUUGUUAUCAGCAAAAACAGCACUGGGUGUUGAUCGCUAUCAUCAUUUUCAUCACCGUUAUCAUGCUAAAGCGGGACAUUUCGAUUAUUUCAAAUUGACAUUGAUAUAUCCGGCCGCUAGAUGCCGUGCUGACAAUGAUGCUCUUCCGAAUAGUUGUGAAGUGCCGAAACAUGCUUCGCCAUGGACAAUCCAUGGCCUCUGGCCGAGCAAUCAUGAUGGCUCAGAUCCAGAAUACUGUGACGGGAGAGGAGCAAAAUUCAAUCUUUCGCAACUUGCAAGAAUUCAAAAGAAGCUUGAGCAAAAUUGGCCGAAUCUGUUCCCAAACGAGUCUGUUUCAUCGCUCUGGAAACAUGAGUGGAUGAAACACGGGACAUGUGCUGGUGAUGUAGUAGCUGUGAACGGUGAAAUACAGUACUUCAACAAAACGCUCGCACUUCAUGACCAGCUUGAUAUUUUUGGGGCUCUUAAAUCGCAUGGAUUGACUCCCUCGAUGAGUAAAACAUACAAGGCAUUGGAUGUGAGGAAAGCGCUACAGUCUGUUUAUCAAAAAAAUGUGGAAUUUCACUGUUUGAGGGAUAAAACAGAAAAUGAAUGGUUUCUAGCCGAUGUGCGCAUGUGCUUAAGCAAGGACUUUCAACUCGUGGAUUGUGAGCGGAAGAGACGGUCGCGAUCGCGAUCACGAUCCCCUAGAAGAGCGAAACAACGGCCCUCAUAUCAGACUUGUCCUGCAGAAGGUAUCUUAUAUAUAGGUGCCGCAUGUCACAGCACUGCAAUUGCAAUUGCCUGCAGAAUUAUGACAGUAUUGCUGUCAUUGCACAAUUUACACUGGGCCUUUUCUACCUAA
Messenger RNA from Gongylonema pulchrum, 867 nucleotides. NCBI's taxonomy places the organism in Eukaryota, Metazoa, Nematoda, Chromadorea, Rhabditida, Gongylonematidae. The record is from the annotation of a GenBank genome assembly.